Molecule: messenger RNA, 1278 nt
Organism: Menidia menidia (Atlantic silverside)
Lineage: Eukaryota; Metazoa; Chordata; Actinopteri; Atheriniformes; Atherinopsidae
Source: the annotation of a GenBank genome assembly
AUGGAAAACUCUGAUGAGUUUCAUGAAAAGCAAAGGUUGAAGAUGAGGAUCGGUGUUUUGGAGGAGAGCAUGAAGUCCUGUGAGCUGGAGAGUAAAGCCGGCAGGGAGACGGUGCUGAGGCUGGAGGCAGAGCUAGACCAAGAGAGGAGAAAGGCUGCCCGAAGCAAUGCAGCACUUGAAUCUCUCAAAUUGGAGUUGGAUGGCCUGGCGAUGGGAAGAAGGAGUGUUGAGGCUGAGAAUCAGGCCUGGAGUGAGAGGCUUGAAGCCAGCAGGAGAGUGAUUGAGGCAGCCAGAAGAGAGUCCUGCUGUUUAGAAAAACAAGUGGAGGAGUUUCAGAAAAAGUCCCACGCAUCUGAGGGGAAACUUCAGGUGUUCCUGGAAAAGCUGGCCACCGUGCUAAAGGGACGUCCUGAGGAUGCCAUCCCCCCCACAGAGACAGACGUUGUAAAUAAAGUGGAUAACAUCUGCAACAAGGUGGUAUCGGCAAUGGAGACACGACUGUGUCGUGUCUCUGAGGAGUUGAAAGUGCAGACAGAGCUCCAACGCAGCACACUGCAGAGGGCUCUGCUUGCAGAGCAGCAAGUCCAGGACCUGAGGGAGAGGCUGCACAGGGUAGAGACCGAGCUCCUAACAGCAGACAAGCUUAUUGAUGAGCAGGGACACAAUAAACAGCAUUAUGAAGAGUUCCUGGAGCAGCUGUCUGAGGCGAUGAAGCUGGAAAAUAUUGCUGUUGAUCUCGGGAUUGACAUGAGGUUAAAUCUCAUCCUAUCUCGUGCAGAACAACUUGUCAAACAAGAGGCAGCUGCUUUGAUGGAAAGCAAAAGUCUGGCAUACAGCUUACAGAGAAAGGUUAAAUCACAAAAGGACCAACUAGACAGUAAAGGACUCCACAUCCAGAUACUGAGGAAGAAGGUUUCACAGCUGGAUGAGGAGAAUAGAACUCGAUCAGCAGUUGAACGAGAAGAUGCGUGUGCCGAGGCCAGAAGACUCCAGAAAAAGCUGGUUCAUCUCCAAGGAGAGCUGAAAGCCACCAAGCUGACCAACAGCGAGCUCAAGGCCCAGCUCUCCCACAACAACGAACUCAAGGUAAAAGUCAUGGAACAGAGUCAGACCAUGCAGGAGAAGAAACAGAAGUUGGCUCAGCUGGUGGAUGGGAAGGUAAAAGCGGAGAAGAAACUGUGCACAGUGAGCUUACACCUGCAGAGCCCAGAGAGGAGGACCAGAGAUGACCAAAAAACAACUCACCACGCUCGCAUAGAGCCUGGCUCAGCUGUCUGA